Molecule: messenger RNA, 1341 nt
Organism: Sordaria macrospora k-hell
Lineage: Eukaryota; Fungi; Ascomycota; Sordariomycetes; Sordariales; Sordariaceae
Molecular function (GO): protein binding
Source: RefSeq, a predicted model, not a curated record
AUGGCCGAAGUUGCUGCCGGGGCUCUGGUUGCAGAGCAGAUUGUUGCAACAGGCGUCGAAGUGGGAGCAGCAGUUGCCGUCGCUGCUCCAACACAGCCUUUGAAGGUGUCUCUUAAACAACUUGCGAGAGCGACAUCAGAGGACACUACGCGAGCCCUUGCCAGAUCCAACCAUACCAUUACCACCAUCGGUAACAAAGUCUACAUCUUUGGCGGCGAAGAUAUCGACGGCAAGCUUUGCAACAGCGAUGUCCAUGCCAUCUUGCUUCCGAGCAAAGACAACACCGGUGCCGAGAAGCUCCACGAUCACUACCCAGCAUUUCCUUUGAUUGAUGCAAAGACCGGUGAGACAUACAUACCCGCGCCUCGGACUAAGCAUGCCGCAUGUGCUUGGGGCAACUCGGUUGUCAUCCACGGCGGAUGCGACGAGCACGGUAACCCGAUCGAGGAAGACAACUGUCUCUGGCUCUGGGACACGGAGCACAUGAAAUGGACUAAGCUACAGGGCCAGACACAACUCGGCGUGAAGCUGGCGCCUCGCUACGGUCACCACAUCUUUGUCGACGACAAGCAGGAGUUUUUGAUCCUCCACGGCGGCCACACUUCAACCUCAGGCGGCAGCCAGCCGGAGACAGAGACAUGGCUCUACAGCUUCGACCGCAACGCCUGGACUACCCUCCCCAAAUCACCCUCUCCUCCGCUCGCCGCCGUCUACACCGACAACACCCUCUACACCAUCAGCGCCAGCCCGGACGCGCCCAAUCUCAGCGGCACCAUCAACUACCUCGACCUGCUCAAGUCCACCACCGACCGCGAGAAGCCCGGCGCUUUGGUCUGGCAGUCCAUCACUUACCCCAUCAACCCGCUCACGCCCGGUCCGCGACCGCGCUUCGGCGGUGCUUUGGUGCCCAUCACUACCGGCUACGGCCGCUCCUACCUGAUUUACAUGUUCGGCAUAUCCUCUGACGCCGUCGGCGAGUCCAACGAGGCUUUACUGGAAGAAGAGAAAUACUACGCCGACAUCUGGUCCCUCCAGCUUCCGUCGCACGGGUAUACCGCCGCUGCGGCCAAGGACGUGAUCCGCGACAAGCUGAUGCCGAAGGGGAUUGAGUCGGGCAAGUUCAGCUGGGCGGAGGCGGAACUGGUGGCCACUGAGCAGAAGGCGGAGCUAGAGGAGGGUAAAGUGCAUCCUGGCCCGAGAGGGUUGUUGGCUGCGAGUGGUUGUUUGGAGGGGAAGGGGGUGGUGCUUUGGGGAGGAGUUAAUCCCAAGGGAGAGAAGGAGGCGGAUGGGUGGGUGUUGGGGUUGGCUUUUGGGUAUGCUGAUAGUGAUCGGUUUGAGUAG